AUGGGCGGCCGUGAUGCUGCCGCUGCGCUCCAUGCUUCUGAAACAGAGUUAAUUUCUGGUGGAUCUGAUAAACAACUCAUUCUUUGGGAAUGGAAUCGAACAGGAACAUGGAGUAAUCAGCUUGUGAAAAGCAUUCCUCUCAAAGGCCAUACUGAAGCUGUUUGUGCUGUGGAUGCUGUCUACCAGUCAGACGAACCUGAUUUAAAUCUGCUAAUAGCUUCUGCAGCUUCUGACUCUACUGUGAGAAUCUGGUCUCAGCAUGGCUCAGAAGCUAAAUGCAUUGAAAUUCUGCAGUUUGGAAAUGGGUUUGUUAUGGAUGUCUGCUUAUCCUUCUUGCCUGGUAGCAAUGUGCCAAUACUGGCUUGUGGUGGUGAUGACUGCAAAAUAAGUUUGUUUAUACAGCAGAACGGUCAGUUUCAGAAAACGUUAAUACUCCCUGGCCAUGAAGAUUGGAUAAGAGGCAUUGAAUGGGCAGUCUGUGGUGAAGACCUUUUCUUAGCAAGCUGUGCUCAGGAUUGUUUGAUAAGAAUUUGGAAAGUGUGUGCAAAAUCAAAGGAACUUCCAGAAACUGAAGAUGAUUCCAUAAGACUGAAAGAGAAUGUUUUUACUGUCAAAGAUACUGAUACAACAUACGCAAUUACUUUGGAGUCUGUGUUGGCUGGUCAUGAAAACUGGGUAUAUGCAGUUCACUGGCAACCUUCAAUUUCCAAAGAUGGCAGCAUGCAACAACCAAUGAGGAUAUUGUCUGCAUCAAUGGACAAAACUGUGAUCAUCUGGGAACCUGAUAAGGAAUCUGGAGUCUGGCUGGAACAGGUGCGAGUUGGUGAAGUGGGUGGCAAUACCCUUGGAUUUUUUGACUGUCAGUUUAGUCCAGAUGGUUCAAUGAUUGUUGCUCAUGCUUUUCAUGGUGCACUACACCUUUGGAAACAGGCUACAGUUAAUAAGAAAGAAUGGACUCCAGAAGUUGUGAUUUCAGGACAUUUUAACAGUGUAGAGGAUGUAAAGUGGGAUCCAGAAGGAGAGUUUAUCAUCAGUGUUGGUUCUGAUCAAACUACUAGACUCUUUGCUCCAUGGAAAAGAAAACAAGAGGCAGAGGUAACCUGGCAUGAAAUUGCAAGGCCUCAAGUACAUGGAUAUGACAUGCGUUGUCUGGCAAUGAUCGGCCGGUUUCAGUUUGUGUCGGGAGCAGAUGAAAAAGUGCUUCGAGUUUUUUGUGCUCCCAAGAAUUUUAUAGAAAAUUUCAGUAACAUCACUGGUAUUCCAGUGGAGAAGCUGUGCUCCCACCAAUCAUCUGAUCUUCCAGAAGGUGCAACUGUGCCAGCUUUGGGAUUAUCCAAUAAAGCCAUUUUUGAAGGAGAUAUGUCUGUUCAACCAGCUGAGGAUGAAGAAACAUUUAAUACCAUUUCAAAUCAGUAUCCUGAGAUUUAUUUUCAACCCUUGAUCCUUACAGAACCUCCUCCAGAGGAUCACUUGCUGCAGAAUACCUUGUGGCCUGAAAUUCAGAAGUUAUAUGGACAUGGAUAUGAAAUUUUUUGUGUUGCUUGCAAUAAUGCAAACAGUGUAAUUGCCUCAGCAUGUAAGGCUUCCAAAAAAGAACAUGCAGCAAUCAUUUUGUGGAGCACUACUUCUUGGAAGAAACUGCAGAGUUUGUCAUUUCACAAUCUGACUGUUACUCAGCUGGCAUUUUCUCCUAAUGACAAAUUUUUAUUAGCGGUUUCUAGAGACAGGAAUUGGUCACUGUGGAGGAAACGAGACUCAGAGUCAGGUAAAAUAUGACCAGUUUUCAGUUGCUGUGCAUACACAGACAAAAAUACAGCUGUUCACAGUCGAAUAAUUUGGUCUUGUGACUGGACACCAGAUAGCAAGUAUUUUAUUACUGGCAGUCGGGACAAAAAGGUCAUUAUCUGGGGCCAGUGUGAGUUAUCUGAGACUACUGAAGGAAAUAUGUUGGAUUCAGUCAAGCCUUGUUCAACAGUACUGGAUGCUGGGGAUUCCGUUACUGCUGUUAGUAUAAGCCAUGUGCUCACUCCUGAUGGAAGGUAUAUUGUUGCAGUAGGCUUAGAGAAUGGGAAGAUUAUCUUGUUCACAUGGAAGCAGAGUGGGCAAGAACCAGCACUAGCUGAUUGGACCAUGUGUGUUGAGAUGGACAACAGCCAAAGUCAUGCUCUUGCUGUGAAACGUUUAUGUUGGAGACAUCAUGCGGGCAGAGCUGGACAUAAUGAUCAGAACAGCAGCGAGUGGUUGCAGCUUGCAAGUUGUGGAGCUGAUCACUGUGUUAAGAUAUUCAAUGUCAACAGAUUUGCUCUUUAG
Messenger RNA from Phaethon lepturus (White-tailed tropicbird), 2310 nucleotides. RefSeq names its product elongator acetyltransferase complex subunit 2 (gene ELP2). Gene Ontology annotation, molecular function: protein binding. Gene Ontology annotation, biological process: tRNA wobble uridine modification. The record is from RefSeq and is a predicted model, not a curated record. The transcript has 21 exons. Lineage: Eukaryota; Metazoa; Chordata; Aves; Phaethontiformes; Phaethontidae. Gene Ontology annotation, cellular component: elongator holoenzyme complex.